Molecule: messenger RNA, 1182 nt
Organism: Mycotypha africana
Lineage: Eukaryota; Fungi; Mucoromycota; Mucoromycetes; Mucorales; Mycotyphaceae
Product: zinc-finger of mitochondrial splicing suppressor 51-domain-containing protein
Exons: 3
Coding region: 1-1182 (393 amino acids)
Cellular component (GO): extrinsic component of mitochondrial inner membrane
Source: RefSeq, a predicted model, not a curated record
AUGAAAGAACACGCACAAGAGAAUCCAGUAUUGUAUGAUCAAGAUCAUCUAUUUCACAUAUUAUCACAAUCACCUAUACCCGAACUAAGAGAUAGAGCGAAUAUUGUCAAGAAAUAUGGUGUAUGCCCAGUUUGUGAAGCUCUCGGCGAAAAUACUGAACACAAGCCGGCUUAUGAUUGCCCUGAUUGUGGCUAUCCUACACACUGUAGCGAAAAACAUUACUAUAUGGGCUUAGCAGAGCAUAAGGAACAUCAUUGUGAUAUUCUACGACAAAUAAACGAGGAUGAUCAUGAUUUACGGUCCGGUCGACCCAUGCGCGAAUUUGAAUUUCCUUCAACACAAGGGUUUGAUGAGACAGUAAAUAUGGCCAACUGGGAUAUGUUUUUCUACACUCGCAGUUUCCCCUCCAUGGACAGUGAUAGAUCAAUGAGACACGUCUCAAAACUGUUGACAUACCCUAUGUCAAUUGGACAGUUAUUGCAUGAAUCAUGUCCUUAUAAAUAUGGCGAGCAAAUUACAAAGGAAGGCAUGAGGUCCAUCGCAGCUUUACGAACAAUUUUGUAUCCUGGUGAUCGAUUGACAAAUGGUGCUUCACCAGCCUUCAAUACAGAGACAAUAAACAUCUAUAUACUUGGUGCUCGUGCAGAAGCUACGUUACCCUCUCACAUAUGGCUUCAAUUAUCAUACUUAUUUCCCGCUACCCCUUUCCAUUUGCACUUUGUUGGGCCUGAUGCUUUGGCACCCAAGCAAAAACCUCACACUGAAUCUGUGCACGAGCGUCUUAUAUUUACUUACAACAAUGCAAUGUAUCAUGAUUAUCAUGAGACGAUUGAAAAGUUUGAUCCUUUUACAGACUUGUUCUUUUUAUUCUCCCCCGGUAUUGGCUAUCCUGAUGCUCGUCCAAGUUGGAAACCUUCUAUUGCUAAAGCUCUCGAAACAAAAUGCCCGAUAUUCAUUACAGGAUUCAGUGAAGCAGACAUAAUGAACGAUAUAAAGGCUGUUGAGCAAGAUCACGCGAAUGAGUUUGACUGGUUAUUGAAGCCUACAGUAAACGAAUUUCGUAGUUUGAAGAGAGACGUGAACUUGAUGGAUUUAAGACAGACGGCUUUUGCAAAUCAUUCCAUUUGGGGUAUCCGUGGUAAACGUUAUGAUGUGGUGCAUGACCCCGCUCACAGUGAUUGA